AAAGUGGGAUUAUGCACAGGUUCGCCGUCUUGGCACGUAAUGUAUCAAGUAUUUUACCUGUUUUCUACGUAAAAUACUUCACUUAGGUAUUUUACGUAAAAAACCUUCAGUUACGUGUAAUUCCACAUCCCUGCCCAUGGAUGACCCAGCGCAUCAGGCGUUAAUCUACACGGUUCACAGGAUUCUUUAGUUGAAAAUUUCGGUAUGUAAAUAAGAGGCACUUUGGAACUUAUAUAUUUUAAUUAUAAGAAAAAUGUUGCUGCUGCAUUGAAAACACUAAGAACACUAGUGCCUGAUAAAUGGUGUUUAUCAUACGAAUUUUUGAACAACAAUGGCUUCCGAAGAUACAUCCUGGCGCACUCAAACCUUUCGACAAGGAAUCGCUGCACGAAUCGAAGAGGCUAUUCAAAAAUCCGGAAUGCCUACAGCGAAAAAUAGUAGUGAUAUGGAGAGUCACGUCUUUUUGAAAGCGAAGAGCAAGGAGGAAUAUUUGGGCUUUGUUGCGAGACUGAUACUUCACGUGAGAGAAAUGAAUUCAAAGAAACAGGGUGGAGGACUGGCUCCAGGAGGUGGGCCAGGUCAGGGAAUGUCCGAUCCAAUCGGUGCAUUGCAAACUCUAGCAAGACAAGGGACUGGAAAUAAUCAGAUGAUGGGAAUGCCAAAUUCAGGUCCGAAUCCUCAGGGAAUGGUAUCACAGCCAAACACCAACGCAGCGACCAAUCUUCUUCAGAGUUUAAAUCAACGACCCGUACAAGGGGUAAAUAUGGCAAGUAUACAAAAUAAAAUGCCUGGAAUGGGAAUGAUGUCUGGACAAGCGGGGGGAUCAGUGGGUCACAUGGCUCAAAUGCAGGGAAUGCAGAAUAACGCAAUUCUGACACAAAUUAAUCAGAUUGGACAAGGUAACAUGCCACAACAAUUAGUCCAAAUCGGUCCUGGACAAAUGAGUCAAAUGGGAAAUCAAAUGGCAGGUGGACAGCAACCACAAAACAUGCAGAAUCAAAUUCAAAAUCAAGUUCCUGGACAGAUGGGAGGAUCUAUCGGAGGUGGAAUGCAGCCGCAAAUGAGUCAAAUGGGCUCGGGUCAGAUUGGUCCAAAUCAGAUGCAGCAACAAAUGCACAACGUUCAACGAAAGCCUCCGGAAAUGAUGAAUGUUGGAUUUCACGGACCACGAAACGUUACACCGAAUCAGUUUUUAAACCAGAGUCCUUCCUCUUCUGCACCGAGUCCUGGAGGGCUAGGAGCUCCACAAAGCAAUCAAAUGGUGCCUUCACCCGCUCUGGCUCCUUCACCAAUGUCUCAACCCUCCGUUCUUUCUGGACAACGCUCUAUUGGCAUGGCACCUUCUCCCAGUAGUUCUUUGAAUACUCCUGCUGGAAUAGGUGCAGCGCCAAGUCCAAUGGAGGAUCAUGUUUAUAAAGAAACACUUCGGAGACUGAUGAAGUACAUUGACCCGCUAAGAAAAAUGGUUGCCAGAUCGAAUGGAGAAGGAAACGCCGACAAAACCGCCAAAAUGAAAAAGCUACUAGAAAUUUUAUCUAACCCGUCGAAGAGAAUGCCCCUGGAGACAUUACAAAAGUGUGAAAUUGUUUUGGAGAAAAUGGACUUCACCAAAAGAGGUGACGGCAGCGUUGGGCCCGCACUUGCAACACUCAAAGAAAACCAUUUCUUUAGUCCACUUCUGGAUGCAGUAAAUACGCAUUUGCAAAGUCCAGUGGCCAAUCACACACUACAAAGAACCUUUGCCCCAUGCCUUGAAGCAUUUUUCGGUCCAGAAAUUAAAAACCUUCCGCAACCUUUAAAACGCCAGAAAGUUGAAGAAUCAACAAGCGAAAUUCCCGACGUCCUUCAAGGAGAAAUAGCUAGACUUGAUCAGAGAUUUAAGGUGAGCUUGGAUCCGGCGCAGCAGAGUGGAUCGCUUUGCAUUCAGUUGAUUUGCUGGCUAGAUGAUAGACAUCUUCCCUGCGUACCACCGGUAUCGGUAACAGUUCCAGCAGAUUAUCCCCUGACGCCUCCUCGAUGUGUAAUGGCUCCGCACGAAUAUACCACUGCUUUUCUUAGCAGAGUAAAAGAAGCACUAAGUGCUAGAAUUUCGAAGCUGCCAAAACAAUUUUCUGUUUCACAGCUUCUCGAUACCUGGGAAAUGAGUGUACGACAGGCUAGCGCUCCGUCCUCUAAAACUCCAACCUCUACUGGUAUUUUAAUGGGAAUUUAAAAGGAAAAUAUAGAUUUCUUACCAUUGCGUAAUAUUUUCAAAUUUUGAUAUAAUAAAAUGUGAAUUUAUAUUAUUUUUAUUUUUAUUAUGGCUAGUCGUCCAGCUUCUUAGGACGAAUAAAGAAAAUAUUAGCGAAAGCUAAACGAACAGGACACUGCUUUAAAUUAGAUAUUCAGUAAAUGAAUAUUGAGAGAGCAUUCAAUUAUUGGAUUGAAAUGUUUUUCAAUUUAAAAGCGAUCUCCUUUUAGUAUGCGAUUGAGUGAUGUAAGUUUAUCAAAUACUAAAGUUAAGUACUAUUUUCUAUUCAGACUGAACUUUUAUAGUCCAAGCAUCUGGUACUUUGACACCGUGUUAAGUAGGUAAUGCGCAUUUUUUUGCUAAAAUGGUUUAUUAAGGCGUAGUGAUUAAAAUUCCACGUUUUCUAGAAAUGUCAAACGUGCGUCCCGGAGAUAUUUUUGAAAAAAGUUCCGAAAAUCGUGUUUGCGUAAACUGACCCAUCCCAUUGCGUUUUAGAGAAAACUAGAGGAAAUUGUGAGAAAUUUGAGGGCGAAAAAACCUUCUAUGUUCAAUAGGUGCCGAGUUACCGUCCUUCAAAGAACCCGGAU
Molecule: messenger RNA, 2817 nt
Organism: Belonocnema kinseyi
Lineage: Eukaryota; Metazoa; Arthropoda; Insecta; Hymenoptera; Cynipidae
Gene: MED15
Product: mediator of RNA polymerase II transcription subunit 15
Exons: 13
Coding region: 332-2212 (626 amino acids)
Biological process (GO): regulation of DNA-templated transcription
Molecular function (GO): transcription coregulator activity
Source: RefSeq, a predicted model, not a curated record